AUGACAUCUGCUUUCUUAAAUCUGACCCUAGCCUUCAUGAUAUCUUUACUAGGUACUUUUAUAUUCCGCUCCCACUUAAUAUCUACUCUCCUUUGCCUAGAAGGAAUAAUAUUAUCCCUGUUUAUUAUAACUUCAACAUCCACAUUAAACUCUAACUCCAUAAUCUCCAUAACCAUCCCCAUCACCAUUCUAGUCUUUGCAGCUUGCGAAGCAGCAGUAGGCCUAGCCCUACUAGUAAAAAUCUCAAAUACCUAUGGAACAGAUUAUGUACAAAACCUCAACCUCUUACAAUGCUAA
Rattus rattus (black rat) is the source of this 297-nucleotide messenger RNA. The record is from the annotation of a RefSeq genome assembly. Lineage: Eukaryota; Metazoa; Chordata; Mammalia; Rodentia; Muridae.